Oryzias latipes (Japanese medaka) is the source of this 1642-nucleotide messenger RNA. RefSeq names its product exonuclease 3'-5' domain containing 1 (gene exd1). NCBI's taxonomy places the organism in Eukaryota, Metazoa, Chordata, Actinopteri, Beloniformes, Adrianichthyidae. The record is from RefSeq and is a predicted model, not a curated record. Gene Ontology annotation, cellular component: PET complex. Gene Ontology annotation, biological process: nucleobase-containing compound metabolic process; piRNA processing. Gene Ontology annotation, molecular function: 3'-5' exonuclease activity; nucleic acid binding.
ACCAACACAAAGGCAUCGCGCCAUUGAAACUAGCAAGCUACAAAUUCGGAUUUCCCGCCAGUUUUUGUCGUUUUUCGUUUUAUAAACUUAAAAUGAUUGACGAGGCCGCUUCGUUUACGACUCUCUUCAAAGGAAAACGCGUCAAAUUAACGCUCAAGAAUUCAACCUUCGUCGGGCUUGUACAGCGAGUCAACACAGACAGGACGCUGGUGUUAGCUGACGUUAGUACCAGUGAUGGAUGCAAAAUUCCGGGAUCCAAGCUAUUCUUUGGUCGUGACGUUGUUAAUGUUGAAUUCCUCAAUCAAGAAAGCAACGAGGUUGGCAAUUCUCACUCAGACCAACCCGAUGAGAAGUUAGAUGUAAAGAUGUUUCAGCCCUACAGAAGCCCAAUCAAUUUCAAUGAUGAGGACAAAGAGGAAGUCGGCAGCAUCAGUUUUGCAGUCAUCGAUGAGUUUCAUGGGAAGUUUGGACCUGCAGUGUCUCACAUCAAAAAGCAGAGUGUGAUUGGUGUGAAUGCUGAAGGCGUUGACAAAUCCAGGAAUGGAAGGUUGUGUUGGCUGCAGAUUGCUACCACACAGAAAGUAUAUCUGUUUGACAUCCUGUUGCUGGGAACUCAGGCUUUUAGGAAUGGUCUGUCUUUUAUUCUGGAAAGUAAGCACAUCCUAAAGGUCAUUCAUGAUUGCAGAGUCAUAGCUGGAAGUUUGAUGGCUCAGUUUGGCGUAAAGCUAAUGAAUGUUUUUGAUACCCAGGUGGCAGAUGUCAUGUGCUUCCACUCAGAGACAGGAGGCUUCCUUCCUGACAGAAUCAGCUCUCUCCAGGAGGUGGUGAGUCUCCAUUUAAAGGUGCCGUCCUCCAGGCUCUCGGCUCUUCAGAUGAAGUCCCAGCUCACAAAGAAGGACAUGGAGGUGUGGUACGAGCGGCCUUGUCCGGCCCCCCUCCUUAAGGUGAUGGUGGUGUCAGUGAUCCACCUGCAGCCGCUCAGACUGAUGCUGCUGGAUACGCUUAUGAACGAUUACAUGACCCUGGUGGAUUCCUACUUGAACAGCAGCUACUAUGAAAUCGGCACACCGGAGCAAGAAGGGGUGCAGGAAUUACCCCAAGAAAUCAGACAGUUGGAUGAAAUGCGCUUGAGGCGGCAGGAGUGGGCCAGAGGCCGCUACCCCGUCACGGAGGACGGCUUGCUGGCUCGCUUCAGCCCCCUCCCUCAGACCUCGUCCUCGGCCUCCUUACAGGAACGCAGGACACAGACGGGACGCCCUACUGUGGACGCUGACACUUCUAUAAAUCCAUCAGCGCAGCCUGCAAACACAGGAUCACACUUCACGCAAGAAACGUCUGGCGAUUGUUCUCCGCCUGCAGGUGUCAAGAAAGGAUGCAGACAGGACCAGCUGAUUACGAAAGGAAGAGGAAGGCCAUCUCCAAAAGAGUCAUCUGUCCCCGUUUUACCCUGUAUAGGAAGAGGUUUUCUUCUCAACAUGCUUCAAACUCCCAGAGAGAGCACCAAAGAUGGCGAAACCCCACAUCAGCAUGAGACGACUCCCACCGGGACAAGCGGAGAAAAAAAUUCCCAAGCCUGACUGUCUUGAUAAUUAGCUGUUAAGUGAUGUUUAUGGUCUGGGAUGAGAGCGUUUUUCACAAACUC